UUCCCUUGGCCCCGCCCCCCAGGACGUGUUCCUGAUGAUCCGGCGGCACAAGACGACGAUUUUCACCGAGGCCAAGGAAUCCUCGACGGUUCUGGAGCUGAAAAAAAUCGUCCAGGGGAUUCUGCAUCGCCCUCCCGAGGAGCAGAGGCUCUAUAAGGACGAGCAACUUCUGGAAGAUUCCAAAACUUUGGGCGACUGCGGCUUCACGAGUCAAACGGCCCGACCCCAGGCCCCGGCUACUGUGGGGCUGGCACUCAGCAAUGGAGAAGAUUCCUUCGAGGGGUUGAGGAUCGAGCCGUUCUCGUCGCCCCCGGAGCUCCCGGAUGUGAUGAAACCUCAGGACUCGACCGGAGCCGCCACCGACCCCCCCCUGCCCUGAAAUUUGGGACAAAAAUCACAAAAUUCGGGAAAAUUCCUGAAAUUCCCAAAAUUUUCCAGAAUUUUCUGGGAUUUUUUGGGAUUUUCUGCGAUUUUUUGGGAAUUUUUUGGGGAAUU
This is a messenger RNA of Malurus melanocephalus (red-backed fairy wren), 495 nucleotides long. It is a transcript of the gene ELOB, whose product is annotated as elongin B. Lineage: Eukaryota; Metazoa; Chordata; Aves; Passeriformes; Maluridae. Bases 35 to 379 code for a protein of 114 amino acids. Gene Ontology annotation, molecular function: protein binding. Gene Ontology annotation, biological process: transcription elongation by RNA polymerase II. The transcript has 3 exons. Gene Ontology annotation, cellular component: VCB complex; elongin complex. The record is from RefSeq and is a predicted model, not a curated record.